This is a messenger RNA of Knipowitschia caucasica, 822 nucleotides long. The record is from the annotation of a GenBank genome assembly. NCBI's taxonomy places the organism in Eukaryota, Metazoa, Chordata, Actinopteri, Gobiiformes, Gobiidae.
AUGUCUUGUUGUGUGACCACAGAUUGUGUGGUCCUCCAGCAAGACCACGGGAAGGUCUUCAGCGUGUCCAGCACCAUCAGGAUCCCUGUGGAGAGGAAAGACAACGGAGCCGCCCUGAGCUGCGAGGCCGACCACCCAGCGCUGGAGGGCCCCAAGAGGAUCCGCCACUACCGCCUGGACGUUUACUUUGCACCCACGGUCAGAAUCAUUCCUCCCACUGGUAUUCUGAGAGAGGGAGACUCGCUCAGCCUGACCUGCUCGGUGACUGGGAACCCACUGCCGGUGAACAUCCAGUGGUCCAAGAUCAACGAAACUUUGCCGGAGCGAGCGGAGAUUUCGGGGCCCACGUUCCAGAUCUCACGUCUCAGCCAAUCACACAACGGCACGUACCUCUGCCAGGCUCAGAACGACUACGGGCGCGCCACUGACCACUACACUCUGCUCGUCUAUGAGAAUGUUUCCAUCACUUCUGCGGCCCCUCCCACCCCUAGCACCUCCUUACCUGCCAUCCCAACCUCCACUACCACCUUCACCACCCCUCUCCUCCCAUCACCUACCCCCAGUUUACCCCCGGAUGCACAAGAUCCCGGUGCAGUGGUGGAGACCCACAGUGCAGUACCAUAUGCGGUGAUAGGGGGCGUCCUUGCGCUGCUGGUGUUCACUAUCAUCUGUGUUCUCAUCGUAACCAUUUGGUGCUCAGUCCGGCAGAAAGGUUCCUAUCUCACCCACGAGGCCAGCGGACUGGACGAACAUGGAGAGGUGCAGGAGGCCUUCCUCAAUGGGAACGAUGCCAGCCAGGGCAAGAAGGAGUACCUGCUGUAG